This is a messenger RNA of Spinacia oleracea (spinach), 531 nucleotides long. RefSeq lists its product as uncharacterized. The transcript is spliced from 2 exons. The record is from RefSeq and is a predicted model, not a curated record. Bases 1 to 531 code for a protein of 176 amino acids. Gene Ontology annotation, molecular function: zinc ion binding. Lineage: Eukaryota; Viridiplantae; Streptophyta; Magnoliopsida; Caryophyllales; Amaranthaceae.
AUGCAAAAAUCAGCAACUCAUGAAGUACGAUCAUUUGAUCAUGAUAAGGGUCUUUUCCAAGUUACCACUGGUCGUGGGAAUCGCCCUCCCGGAAAGGGGGGUAAGAAACAUAAUGUGGAUUUGGUUCAAAAAACAUGCACAUGUGAGAAACUUGUCAUAUACAAGCUGCCAUGUUCUCAUGUUCUAGCGGUUUGUCGAGAUAGAAACUUGUCAUAUGCCUCUUUUAUCGAUUCAUAUUUCAGUACACGUGAGUAUAGGCGGACAUAUAUUAAAAGCUUCAAACCUCUUGCUGAUGAUGCAUAUUGGUCUCCUGUUGUGGGUCCAAGAAUUAUUGCUGACAAGAGCAAAAAACGAGAUAAAGUCGGACGGCCUGUAUCUACUAGGAUAAAUAAUGAAAUGGAUGAAGGUGCACGUACCAAGAACAAAACUGCUUAUAGUAUAUGUCGGCAAAUAGGUCAUAAUGCACGUACUUGUCCUUCUAAGAGUAGUGUCAGAUCAUCGGGGUCUCAUGGAGCUGUUGAUCAGACCUGA